AUGAGAUCCCACAUCCCCCGCCGGUUCCUUCACACCACACGUGUGCUCCUCCACGAGAACCCGCUUGGUCUCCCCCAAAAAGGGAGCAUCCCACGCUUCCAGCGCGGCCUCCCCACCAAGCGCGCGAUCAAAGGAGUCUCGCACAUCAUCGCCGUUUCAUCGGCCAGGGGCGGCGUGGGCAAGAGCACCUUCGCCGCCAACCUCUCUUUGGCCUUCGCCCGGCUGGGCCUGCGCGCCGGGAUCCUCGACACGGACAUUUUCGAGCCGUCCAUCCCGACGCUCUUCGACCUGACCAACACGGAGCCCUACCUGAACGCGCACAACCAGCUGAUCCCGCUGACGGCGUACGGCGUGCAGACCAUGUCGCUGGGGUACUUGUCGCGGGACGAGGCGGCGCCCGUGGUGUGGCGUGGGCCGAUGCUGCUCAAGGCCGUGCAGCAGCUGUUGCAUGAGGUGGACUGGACGGCGCGGGGGGGGGGAGGGGUGGAUGUCAGGUGCCGUUGGAUGGGGCCAGUGGAGGUGACGACGCCGCAUGUGUUGGCGGUGAAGGAUGCCUUAGAAGGGGGUGGGCAUGUUUGGGAAGGUUGGGGUGCCGGUAUUGGGGCUGGUGCAGAAUAUGAGCUUGUUUAA
Chaetomium globosum CBS 148.51 is the source of this 630-nucleotide messenger RNA. RefSeq lists its product as uncharacterized. The record is from RefSeq and is a predicted model, not a curated record. Bases 1 to 630 code for a protein of 209 amino acids. The transcript is spliced from 3 exons. Gene Ontology annotation, biological process: mitochondrial respiratory chain complex I assembly; iron-sulfur cluster assembly. NCBI's taxonomy places the organism in Eukaryota, Fungi, Ascomycota, Sordariomycetes, Sordariales, Chaetomiaceae. Gene Ontology annotation, cellular component: mitochondrion. Gene Ontology annotation, molecular function: ATP binding; 4 iron, 4 sulfur cluster binding.